Messenger RNA from Physella acuta, 3633 nucleotides. RefSeq names its product F-box-like/WD repeat-containing protein TBL1XR1-A. The record is from RefSeq and is a predicted model, not a curated record. Gene Ontology annotation, molecular function: protein binding; transcription corepressor activity. Gene Ontology annotation, biological process: regulation of transcription by RNA polymerase II. Gene Ontology annotation, cellular component: histone deacetylase complex. NCBI's taxonomy places the organism in Eukaryota, Metazoa, Mollusca, Gastropoda, Physidae.
UACAAAUGCUUCCGCCUUUGUCAUUGCUAAGACUGUGAGCGAGGCUUUAUGGGUGUCGGCAUUGGUUCAAUGAUUGAUAGUGUGUUCUGCUAGAUUCCUGGUUGUUGACGUACUGAGGACCUAUUGUUUUAGAAUCGUUCAAAGUGUUUUUUAAGAAGUGUAAAGUAUUACUUUUUAAACCGUGGUCUUAUAUAAGUAUAGUGACUGGUAAUUUCAAUAGGAGUUUUGCGUGGAUUUCAGAUUGCUUUCCCCCAAGUAGACCUGGAGCUGCCAUCACUUUGGCGGCUAACUGUUAAACCGACAUUAAUCUACUGUGCCACACAUCUGGACCUGAUGUUAGGUACACACUUUACCCUAACUGACUGAGCCAAAAUGAGCUUUAGCAGUGACGAGGUUAACUUCCUUGUUUAUCGUUACUUACAGGAAUCAGGCUUCCUCCAUUCUGCAUACACAUUUGGAAUUGAAAGUCACAUUAGUCAAUCCAACAUAAAUGGGGCUCUUGUCCCACCAGCAGCUCUUUUAAGCAUAAUACAAAAAGGAUUACAGUACACAGAGUCUGAAAUCAGCAUUGGAGAGGAUGGAUCAGAGCGACCGAUGGAAUCCCUCUCUUUAAUAGAUGCUGUGAUGCCAGAUGUUGUUGAAUCCAGAAAACAGGCUAAUACAAAGAGUAACCCAGUGAAAACAGACACAAACAACACUAAUGGAGAUGAUGGCACCCAUGCUGUUGAUAACCACACAGAGUCCAUGGAAGUUGAUGGCACUGUGGAUAUACCAAGUAAUAAAGCCACUGUCCUCCGAGGCCAUGAAUCUGAAGUUUUCAUUUGUGCAUGGAAUCCAACAAACGAUCUUCUUGCUUCUGGUUCUGGUGACUCUACAGCAAGAAUAUGGAACAUGAAUGACAACAAUAGUAGCACAAGUGCCAGCCAGUUAGUUUUAAGACAUUGUAUACAAAAAGGAGGAACUGAGGUCCCAAGUAAUAAAGAUGUGACUUCAUUGGACUGGAUGUGUGAUGGAACAUUACUUGCCACAGGGUCAUAUGAUGGCUUUGCCAGGAUAUGGAGCAUAGAUGGUCGAUUAGUCAACACCCUGGGUCAACACAAAGGACCAAUAUUUGCACUCAAGUGGAACAAAAGAGGAAACUAUAUUUUAAGUGCAGGAGUGGAUAAGACCACAAUAAUAUGGGAUGCUAACACAGGAAGUUGUACACAACAGUUUGCUUUUCACUCAGCACCAGCAUUAGAUGUGGACUGGCAGAGUAACACAACAUUUGCCUCCUGUUCAACAGACCAAUGUAUUCAUGUUUGUAGACUAGGGGAUUUAAGACCAGUCAAAACAUUCCAGGGACACACAAAUGAAGUAAAUGCCAUUAAAUGGGACCCACAAGGGCAGCUGUUGGCAUCAUGUUCGGAUGACAUGACUUUAAAGAUUUGGAGUAUGAAAAAUGACCAGUGGGUUCAUGACUUACAAGCCCACAGUAAGGAAAUAUAUACCAUUAAAUGGAGCCCAACUGGGGUAGGCACAAACAACCCAAAUCAGAAUCUUAUUUUAGCCAGUGCAUCAUUUGACUCAACUGUUAGACUGUGGGAAGUGGAUCAUGGACGUUGUUUGCACACACUGACAAAACACACUGAACCUGUCUACAGUGUUGCGUUUAGCCCAGAUGGCAAAUAUAUUGCCAGUGGUUCAUUUGAUAAAUGUGUACAUAUAUGGAAUGUCCAGACUGGAUCUUUAGUUCAUAGCUAUAGAGGAACAGGUGGGAUAUUUGAAGUGUGUUGGAAUCACAGGGGAGAUAAAGUUGGGGCCAGUGCAUCUGAUGGAUCGGUUGUGGUUCUGGACUUGAGAAAAUAAUAAGCUGUAGUGUUCUAAGGACUAAAAUAUAACAUGAGGAAAAGCUUCUACCCACUGUUGUGAAGGGAGAGGGCUGGUCCCUUGAUCUAAUCUCAUGUUGCACCUCCUUACAGCUGUAGAACCAGUGCCCCUGUGAUAUCAAGUAAAGGGCAACUCAACAUGAGCACUUAUUGCUAGUUGAUUUUAUCAAGCUUUUUCUUGUUUUCCAUUGCCCUUUAUUGUGUACAUGUCUGUUUCAAAGGCCAUAUUAAUGUUACCAUUUAAGCUUUUCUUGCAUUCAGCAAUGAUCUGAAAAAUUGAAGGGCAUUGGAAUACUAAGCUGUACCAGUGUAAUAAGUCACUUGAACUUAACAAGCCAUUUUCCCACAAUUAUUAGCUUGCUUAUACACUGGUGGGAGGGUCCAGUCAGACCAUAUUCAGCUGUUUUCAUUUGGAUUGAGAUUGGUCUCAGGUUAAGGAAUGGGUUGUUUAAUUACAUUUUUGAUCAGCCUUGUUUAGAAUAUCCAUUGUCUGUUAAUCUCUAUAGGCGUUUCAGGGUUAUGUUGUCAUUUUAAGCCCAGCUGAGAUUUGUUCAUUCCUCACAAAUUGUUCUUUAGCCAUCAGAAAGUUAUCUUUGAAAUAAUUAAUAGAUUAGUGUUAUUCGGAGACUCACGUUGAAUGAGUGUUUAGCUCUAGUCUAAAAGGUUUGGAGAAGUUAAUUUUCUAUGGGUUGAGUUCUAUAAAGUAUUUAAUUCUGCCUAUAAAUCUGGUAUUUUAAAAUUAGGUUUUACUAAUUUUGAUUACUUUCUAAAUUAAAACAUUUACUUUUGGUUAUUAAAAGCUUACUCCUUGCAUGAAACGGCAAAUGGCAGCAAUUUAUCUAAAUAUUCAUGUGUAGUCUACAGUCAUUUCCUUAAUAAUAUAAGCAGGUUUUAGCUCAAGUCUUUUACCAUAGAGUCAAGAAAUAAGGCAUCAGUUGCUAAAAGUAGAGGUAUAUAGAGGUAUUGUAAAGUAGUAGCUUCAGAACAUAAUGCACAAGACUACCUUCCUCAUUCUUUUUAUUUCUUCUGUUUAGGCAGCAGAAGUCUUUAUGUUGAUUCCUUAUGGACUUGUUUACUGAGUCAUUUCCAGUGUCUAAUCCAAUGUGCUAUAGAGUUAGUAAAAUGAGAUUGGUCCAGCUGUCAACAUUAAGAUCAUCUAUGUGUUAUACUAGUCCAUCUCUGUAACACACUAGUCUUGUUCAUCUUCACCUUUCUUGCAGUGUCCAUAUGCCAUGACUUUCAUUAGACUAAGCAGCCUCAUUGUCUCUCUGUUGGUUCAAGCUUUAUUUUGUCUCUUUCAGGAUAUCUCUUAUCAAAAACCAUAUCAAUAAAAUAAAUCAUAAUUACUAUGUUGUGAAUGACCACUUUUGCCUGACAAACAUGAACUACUCAAAGAUGUUUAUUUUUGAAAGAAUUGAAUUGCAGAGGUGGGUUUUUUCCUGGACUAAUUCUUUGCUAAUUAGAGAAAGAAAACAAAAACAAGAAAUUGAUGGCUAAGUAUGUAUAGCUUUAUAUUUCUGGCUUACUGUGAACAUCAGGUGUUUAUAUUUUAAAACAAAGUUUUGUAUAUUGAUUGUUGAGCAAAGUGUUAUUGUCAUAGUGAAAAAUAUACAUAAUUAAAUUGUAAAUUGACAAUAUUGUUCAUGUAUAUAAAAAUAAGUUGAUGUGAAUAUUUAUAUAAAUAUAUGUGUUGUCACUAUGUGCUUUUUACAAAAGUAUGACAAAACAUUCUUUAAAAGUAGACUUGUUUGAAAUAUAAAAAAUA